GGCUUAGAGGCGACCUGGUAAGGAUGGAGUGGGGUUUAGGGGCGGCCAGGUGAGUGGGGUAGAUGAGGAGGCGGGGCCAGGUGAGACCGCGGUGCCCAGCAGGACCUGGGGACUAAACUGGACGGCUGGGCUUAGGCCCUCAGCCCCGCGCCCGACACCUUCCUUCAUUACCGCACCAGCAAGGUGCGGGCGCUGAGGGCGGCGCGGCUGGAGCGGCUAGUGCGGGAGUUGGUGUCCGGAGACCCCGAGCAGGACCCAGGCUUCGUGCCCGCCUUUCUGGCCACCCACCGGGCCUUCGUGCCUACUGGCCGCGUACUGGGCCUCCUCCUGCCACCACCGGCGCCGCCACUCCCGCCCGGGUCAGUGCCAACAGAAGAUUCUCCAGUGCCCACCCCAGACUCACCUGGAUGCUCGAUCUACUCUCUCUGGAGCCCUCCUCCUCCCCUCCAGAACCUUCCUCCUAAGUCCUCUCCAGCCCCUCCCUUCUUCACCUGAUUUGGGUGUGGGGGUGUCUUUCCAGGGUAGAAAUCAAGAAAACAGAAGGAAGAGAUCUGACUUUCAACAAGAACUUGAGGUUUGCCUCCAAUAGGGUGGGGGAGGGGGAGGGCAGAGGUCAAAGAUCGGAUCUGAAAUGUAGGAGCUCCGGGAGUCUGGAACUGUGGGAUGGGCUCUGAGGUCCCACCCUUCUUGGCCAGGGCUGUGGUGUCAGUGCUGGGCUUAUGGCUGCGGGACCACCCUCAGGAUUUCUGGGACCCCCCUGCCCACUCGGACCUAGGCAGUGUUUGCAACUUUCUGGGCUGGGCAGCUCCAUCAGGGGCUGAGGCCCGGGAGGCUGAAAAGCUGCUGGGAGAUUUCCUGAAGGAGGCUGAGGCAGAGCAGGAGGAAGAGGAGCAGUCCCAGACACGGGCAGGACCCCCUGGGACUGCCCAGAUCCUCUGCCCAGACUCCCCGGUGGGCUGCCUGGAAGACGAGGAGGGCCUCGUGUGGGAAGGCCCUGAGCUUCUGGACUUCAGUGUAGACGACGUGGCGGAGCAGCUGACCCUGAUGGACGUGGAGCUCUUCUCGCGCCUGCGGCCCUUCGAGUGCCUGGGCUCCGUGUGGUCGCAGCGAGACCGGCCGGGGGCCACAAGCAUCGCCCCCACUGUGCGCGCCACCGUGACCCAGUUCAAUACAGUGACCGGCUGCGUGCUGGGCUCAGUGCUCGGGGAACCGGGCCUGGCCGCCCCGCAGAGGGCGCAGCGGCUGGAGAAAUGGAUCCGCAUAGCUCAGCGCUGCCGGGAACUGCGGAACUUCUCCUCCCUGCGCGCCAUCCUGUCCGCCCUGCAGUCUAACCCCAUCUACAGGCUGAAGCGCAGCUGGGGCGCCGUGAGCCGGGAACCAUUAUCCACUUUCAGGAAACUUGCCCAAAUUUUCUCCGAUGAGAACAACCAUCUGAGUAGCAGAGAGAUUCUCUCCCAGGAGGCAACUCAGGGGCCCCAAGAGGAGGAUGCCCCUGCAGGAAGCCCGUCCUUGAAACUGCCCCCAGGCCCUGUCCCCUACCUUGGCACCUUUCUCACGGACCUGGUAAUGCUGGAUACCGCCCUGCCGGAUAUGCUGAAGGGGGAUCUCAUCAACUUUGAGAAGAGGAGGAAGGAGUGGGAGAUCCUGGCCCGCAUCCAGCAGCUGCAGAGACGCUGUCAGAGCUACUGCCUGAGCCCCCACCCGCCCAUCCUGGCCGCCCUGCGUGCCCAGCACAAGCUCAGCGAGGAGCAGAGCUACCGCAUCUCCCGGGUCAUUGAGCCACCAGCUUCCUCCUGCCCCAGCUCCCCACGCAUCCGACGGCAAAUCAGCCUGACCAAGCGCCUCAGUGCGAAGCUGUCCCGGGAGAGAGUUUCAUCCUCUGGUGGAAGUCCUGGGGAUCCCUCAUCCUCCACCUCAAGUCUGUCCCCAGCAUCCCCUCCAUCCAGUCCUAGAACCAAGGACCCUCCUACAGGCAGUCCUCCAGCCUCUCCAGGGCCCCAGAGCCCCAGCACCAAGCUGCCCCUGAGCCCAGACCUGCCAGGCCCCUGGUCCCUGGCCCUGCCCUUGAGUGGCCCUCGUAUCUCCCUCCCUGGGCAGCAGGGCUCAGAGGCCCGCAUCAUCCGGGUCAGCAUCGACAACGACCAUGGCAAUCUGUAUCGGAGCAUCUUGCUCACUAGUCAGGACAAGGCCCCCACCGUGGUCCAGCGAGCCUUGGAAAAACACAAUGUGGCUGAGCCCUGGGUCCAGGACUAUCAGCUCUUCCAAGUCCUUCCUGGGGACAGAGAGCUCCUGAUUCCUGACAACGCCAACGUGUUCUAUGCCAUGAGCCCAGCUGCCCCUGGAGACUUCGUGCUGCGGCGGAAGGAGGGGGCCCAGCAUACAACCUCAGUCUCCCUACCCGCUCCUCCAGGAUAUGGGCCUCAUGGGCAGCAAGGGGUCUGGCUUCUAUAACCAGGAGGUGGGGAGGGGGCUCCUCUAUGAAAAGCUCCAAUUCCCCAGUAGAAGUCAUUGUGCUCCAUACCCUGUAACCCCCCCAAUUUUAUUAGACCUCACCCCUCUGACCCUCUUGGCACCAGAUCCCUGUUCCAAAGACACCAGCCCAUGAGGUUGGCUGGUGGAGAGCUUCAUCUUACAGAAAGGGGUGGGGUGUCAGGGGUCAGAUCCUCCCCCAGAGAAACCUUGUAACUAUUGGAGACACACCAAAAGUGACAAAAAUGGAUGAAAAUAGUGACCAAAGUUAUAAAACAGGAGUCAGUCUUGUUUCUUCUGUGCCUGUGCCCCAAGUCUACUCUUCAUUAGGAUAAAAAUUUAAAUAAGAAAAGAGGGGUUUCCCUGGUGGCUCAGUAGUAAAGAACCCGCCUGGCAACACAGGAGACACGGGAUCCAUCCCUGGUCUGGGAAGAUCCCACAUGCUGUGGAGCAGCUAAGCCCAUGUGCCACAACUAUUGAGCCUGUGCUUUAGAGCCUGGGGACCACGACUCCUGAGCCCAUGUGCUGCAACUCUAAGGUCUUCAAGCUCUAGACCUGUGUUCCACAACAAGAGAAGCUACCACGAUGAGAAACCUGCACGCCGUAGCUAAAGAGUAGCCCCCACCUGCUGCUUAAAGAAAAUCCUGUGCAGCAAUGAAGACCCAGCACAUCCAAAAAUAAAUAAAUAAAAAUUAGAAAAGAAAAACUAAGAGCCCUAAGAAAGGGGUUGAGUGAGGCACGGCUGACACCAGCAUGGGGUGGGAGUGGGGUUCUGUCACAAACAGAGGGUUCAGGACUCUGUCCCUCAACAUUGUUGGGGUAAUAUAAUUCUUUCCUGCUGGGUAUAUGGAAGAGGGAAGAAAUGAAAUUCCAUCAGAACUUGAGGCAAAUAACAUCAUCAUGUGAAAAACAACCAUAACAACAUCAGCAGCAACAAUAAUAAUACCCAGUUAUGAACUCCCACUCUGCUAGACAUCAACUAUGGGCUUUAUAUCUAACUGUAUUAAUAAGGGUUCUUGCUUUUUCAAGUGUUCAAAAACCCAAUUCAAACAGGAAUGGGCAAAAAACCAGAAAUGAAUGCCCCUGUAAUUGAAAAGUUCCAUGAGGCCAGCUUCAGGCACUGUUGGAUCCAGGGACUCAAAAGAUGUCACCAGGACUUUGUAACAGAGUCUCUUGCCUCUGAUUUGCUCUGAGAAUGAGACUGUCCAUUGACUCCCUAAAUCCAAUCACCUUCUCCUAUGGUUACAGAAACACUGAUUUUUCAGCUGGCUGCCCAGGGUAAGGACUGCAUUUCCAGUCUCCCUUGCAGUGAAAUGUGGUCAUAUGACUAAGUCUCAGCCAAUGAGUUGUAAAGGGAAAGGAUGUGGGUACAUUCCAGGCUCUGCCCUUAAAGAGAAGGGGUGUGUCCUCUCCUGCCUUUUUUUUGCCGUGGGUGGAUUAGAAUGAAGAUAUGGAGUGGAUCAGCUUGGACUGGGUGGUUCAUACCAUCUGAACAACUGAGCUGCAAACUGGAA
This is a messenger RNA of Bubalus bubalis (water buffalo), 3983 nucleotides long. RefSeq names its product ral guanine nucleotide dissociation stimulator like 3 (gene RGL3). NCBI's taxonomy places the organism in Eukaryota, Metazoa, Chordata, Mammalia, Artiodactyla, Bovidae. The transcript is spliced from 16 exons. Gene Ontology annotation, biological process: Ras protein signal transduction; positive regulation of GTPase activity. The record is from RefSeq and is a predicted model, not a curated record. Bases 664 to 2451 code for a protein of 595 amino acids. Gene Ontology annotation, cellular component: plasma membrane. Gene Ontology annotation, molecular function: guanyl-nucleotide exchange factor activity.